Molecule: messenger RNA, 1700 nt
Organism: Exophiala oligosperma
Lineage: Eukaryota; Fungi; Ascomycota; Eurotiomycetes; Chaetothyriales; Herpotrichiellaceae
Exons: 8
Coding region: 33-1511 (492 amino acids)
Biological process (GO): transmembrane transport
Cellular component (GO): membrane
Molecular function (GO): transmembrane transporter activity
Source: RefSeq, a predicted model, not a curated record
ACAGCGGUGUCAUGUCCAAGUCAUAACACAUAAUGUCUGCAACACACAUCGACCAAAACCCCAAAUCCAAUACUGCGCACAUGGAGUUCCAAGAAAAGUCCGUGGUUGACAAUCGCGAGGGAGGCCAUGAGGUUGUUUCUCAACAAGAGCUUGCCAUUGACCCACAGACCGAGAGACGUAUCAAACGCAAGAUCGAUAUCAGGCUCCUACCCAUGUUAGGGUCCAUGUACACCUUCUCAUUGAUCGAUCGGACCAAUGUCGGGGGAGCUCGAAUCUCGGGUCUCGAUCAGACGGUCGACCUCGACGUCGGUAACCGAGCUUCUAUCAUCAUUCUAGUCUUUUACGUCGGAUACGUGAUUUUCGAGCUGCCUUCUAACCUGGUCCUGAAAAAACUUGGUGCUGCAAACUGGUUGUCAUUCCUAGGUGUGGCAUGGGGUCUCAUCUCGUUGGGGAUAGGGUUAAGCAAGAAUUGGGAGACCGUCGCGGCGCUCAGAGCCAUGCUUGGUAUUUUGGAAGCCGGAUUGUUUCCAGGAUGCGUUUAUUUGAUAUCGGCAUGGUACCGGCGUUACGAGGUACAAAAGAGAAUCGCAGUCUUUUUCAUGACGGCCUCUUUCCUUUCCUCCUUCUCCAACAUCUUGGCCUACGGAUUGACCCAGAUCGCGUCUGAUCCCGUCAAUGACGGUUGGAAGUGGAUAUUCGUCGUCGAGGGGGCCAUCACCAUAGGCAUCUCGAUAUUGGCGUGGUUCGUCAUUGUCGAUUUCCCCGAAAGUUCUCGGAACAAGUUCCUGUCUCCGGAAGAGGUGCAGGUCGUCAAGAACAGACUGUUGGCGGAGAGAGGGAGCGCCGAGGGUGGCAAGGUGACUUGGAAAGUCAUCAAGGAGACUGUGUUGGAUUGGCAAGUGUGGAGCAUAGCGACCGUCUACAUGAGUGGUUCAUGCGGGACAUAUGGAUUUUUGUUCUUCUUGCCCAUCAUCCUCCGCAAUGGCCUGGGGUAUUCCCAAUCGCUCUCGUUCUGUCUCACGGCUCCACCGGCGGCGUUGGCCGUCGUUUACGCCUUGGGGAUCUCGUGGGCCGCCGACAAGUACCGCGUCCGAGGUCCGUUCAUCCUCAUGCACUGUGUUCUUGGGGUUGUGGGGCUGUGUAUGAUUGGGUUUCUCAAUCGUCCUACGCCGCGAUACGUCGGGUCUUUCUUGGGUGAGUGUGGGACGAACGGGCUCAUCGUGACAGGGCUCGCAUGGGGUCAGAACAACGUCAGGAGCGACGCCAAGAGAAGCGUCACCACCGCCAUACAGGUCAUGAUGGCUGCUGUGGGAGGCAUCUAUUCCGCAUUGGUAUUUCGACAACAGGACGCUCCUGAUUAUGUCCCGGGCUUGGUGGCCACAGGGGCCCUGAUACUGCUGGCGGGGGCACUGACUAUCAUCACUUGUCCCCUGUUGAUCAAGGCGAAUCGACAAGCCGAUAGGGGUGAGAGGGUGAUCGAAGAAUCCCCGGAUUUCAGAUAUACUUGGUGAUAAUAGACCGAUCCUCGGACUUGCUCUCCUUUUGGGACUUUGGUGUGGGCUUUGUCGUGGACAUGAAGGAUCUGUCUAGAGAAAUGCGAGAAUCGCAAUGCGGGGUGGGUCGGUGGUUGUUUUUCCUUCCAUCUCGUAGCUACGACCAAAGCUUUAGACACUUCAUGGUCGCAGUAUAGAAAUCAUAAC